AUGAAUUUGCAAUUAAUUAAUUAUCCAGUCGAAGGAACUGUAGAACAAGAGUAGUCAAAAUCGCCUAAGAGAAGAGGAAUUUUUAUAAAGCAUUUUCGCUAACCUAUGAAGAUAUAAACUAAUAAUUUUAUAUAUCCUCUUCGAUCUCCUAAAAUAAAAUCUAGUAAAAGUAGUACAAGAUAAAAUGAAAUCACUUGGUUUAGUGAUAAUAAUUAAAUAAAAGAGCAUAAUUAGACAUUUUAUUAAACUAAUAGCUUUAAACCUUUUUUUAAGUUAAGUAGUGAAUAAAAGAAUAGAUUUGCAAUAAUAAAAAAGGUAUUCAAAAAAGAAGAUGAAAAGGAUUGUAUAUUUUUAGAGAGAAAGUUGAGUUUAUUGAAAUUUAAUUUUAAAGAAAAAGAGAAAGAAAAAGAAGAAAGUUAAAAAAUUUCGAUUGAUUAAUCUUCAAUAAAGAUUCCAUAAACAGCAUAAUCAACACGAAAGAGACAAUAUUUAAUAAAUAAUAAGCCUCAAUUAUUUUAGAAUAAAAUUAACAGAAGAUUUAAUAGUGAUACUGAUUUAUAAGAUCAAAAACCAAAUAGAAAACAAAUAAUAUCAUACUCGAUAAGGCCUAAUACUCAUAAUUAUGAUCGUGAUCAUUAAGAAUUUGCUCAAAGCAUCUUAAAUCAAUAUUUGAGAAAAAGUUUGUAAGAUUAAUGA
Molecule: messenger RNA, 696 nt
Organism: Paramecium sonneborni
Lineage: Eukaryota; Ciliophora; Oligohymenophorea; Peniculida; Parameciidae
Source: the annotation of a GenBank genome assembly